Molecule: messenger RNA, 970 nt
Organism: Melitaea cinxia (Glanville fritillary)
Lineage: Eukaryota; Metazoa; Arthropoda; Insecta; Lepidoptera; Nymphalidae
Gene: Rab5
Product: ras-related protein Rab-5B
Exons: 5
Coding region: 1-642 (213 amino acids)
Molecular function (GO): GTP binding; GTPase activity
Source: RefSeq, a predicted model, not a curated record
AUGGCAACAAACAGAAGCGGUGCGGCUCAGAGGCCGAACGGCGCGCCACAGACCAAGGUCUGCCAGUUCAAACUGGUGUUACUUGGGGAGUCGGCCGUGGGCAAGUCUUCACUUGUGCUCCGUUUCGUGAAGGGCCAGUUCCAUGAAUACCAGGAGAGCACCAUCGGGGCCGCGUUUCUUACUCAGACGCUCUGCCUCGAUGAUACGACCGUCAAGUUCGAAAUUUGGGACACGGCGGGGCAGGAGAGGUAUCACAGCCUUGCGCCCAUGUACUACAGAGGAGCGCAAGCGGCGAUCGUAGUAUACGACAUCACCAAUCAGGACACAUUCGGUCGUGCCAAGAACUGGGUUAAGGAGCUACAGCGGCAGGCGUCUCCGUCCAUCGUGAUCGCGCUGGCGGGCAACAAGAGUGACCUUGCGGCCAAGCGCAUGGUGGAGUUUGAGGAGGCGCAGGCCUACGCCGACGAGAACGGGCUGCUCUUCAUGGAGACCAGCGCCAAGACCGCCAUGAACGUCAAUGAUAUAUUCCUAGCUAUCGCGAACAAGUUACCAAAGAGUGAGAGCGCGGCCGGCGGCGCGGCGGGCGGUGCGCGUCGCCUCAACGACGCCGACGCGCCGCGCUCCUCCUCCUGCUGCAAGUGAUACCCGCAGGCGACGCAGGCCCAGGCGUUAGGCCUCUCGUCAGUACCUAGGUGUCUACAACUCAUCCUCGAAAUGCGACUGAUCGAGCGCGGGGUCGCUGCCCACGAACACGCGGUGGUGCCUCAGCACCUCGCGGUACGACAGCUUACCGUCACCGUCGUCAUCGGCCGAGGCCACCAGGUGGGCCGCUUCCUCGUCCGCUAUCUCCCUGGUGGGCAACCGUACGAUAGAGUUAGCGCUGGGACUUGAAUUUUAGAAGAGACUUACGUUUUUGGUGGAUUAUGAAAUUGUACAUGUAUUUGGUCAAAUAAAGAAUUUAUUAUUAUUA